AUGCACCGCCUCCACCAACGCUGCGCUGUAGCUCCUCCCAGACCGACGCGUAGGCGGCUGCGGGCGGGGCGGUGGAGAGCUCUCACCAGAGGGCAGCAGUCCAGGCGGAGAGCACAAGCUACCUCGGAACGCGGCCGUAGAGGUCCUGGCCUGCCCAGCUGGGCGCGGGGAGCCACGUCGCACUGCCCCAGCGUCGGCUCGGGCGGGACGGGCGCUCAGCGGCUCUGCGCUCUCGGCUUUGUGAGUACGCUGCUGUCACAUUGGUGGCGGGAGCCUGGGGCUGGGGCCUUAUCGGGGGCGGCGGUAGUGGCGGCGUGGCCACUGCUCAGGUCUGAGAGCACGAGGCCAGUGCCCCGGGCCCUGGCAAAAGGAGGGAUGCGACUUUUGAGAAAUAUGUGGACAACUCUGGUGGUCUCAGACCAUCCCAAGACUAGAUUCAAUGCAUUGGACACUAAUACUCAAAGGCCAGUUGAGAGUGAAGCCAAAAUAAAAACCAAAGUUCGCUUUGAAGAGUUGCUUAAGACCCACAAUGAUCUAAUACGUGAAAGAAAAAAGCUGAAGAAAAAGAUUGUCAAGUCGGGAGAAAGCAUCUCAGCUAAAUUUUUCUCUUCUGUUAACAGCAGCAGCAUACCUAAUACUAGGAAUGCUGGAGUGGCGCUGUGGACUGACCCCUUUAGAAGCAAAGUUCAGAAUACUAAGGAAACGGAAAGUGAUGGCGUAAGUGUUACUAAUGUCACUAAUAGCCCUGAGAAGAGCAUGCGAGUCACCAAAAGCAAACUGAGGCAGUCACAGUCAAUGGAAAAUCUAAGUGAUGAUGCUAGCAUGGAGGAGGACAAACAAGGGAAGUCAAAUAGAAAAGUUACAAAAGCAGUGCGCCAGGAGACCCCACACGACAUGGAACCGGAGACUUCAGAGAGGAAGACGGAUUCUACACAGCAAAAAGCACGAACAAAGUCAAAGUUGGGUGUUGCUCAUCAGAAAAGUGAGACGACCGAUGAAGUGAAAGUGAAAAAUGAUUUAGAUGAGGAAGAAGAACUGUUACAAGUUUACCAGCUCCAAGUAGCUGAAGAAAUGGCAAAGGAAAUUAAGAAGAAAAUAAGAAGGAAGCUGAAAGAACAACUGACUUACUUUCCCUCAGAUACUUCAUUGCAUGAUGACAAACUGAGCACUGAAAAAAGGAAAAAGAAAAAAAAGAAAGUUCCUACCCUGUCUACAGCUGAAACAAGUACACUGACCAUCUCUGAACUUGAACGUGACAAAGUUGAAAGUGAACUAAAGAAGGACUCUCCAGAUGCAGCCAUGAUUUUAGAUUCUCAUCAAGGUCAAGAAAUAAACUCAGUUGAGCAAAAUGUAGAAGACCGCAUAGAAGAUGACAAAAAAUCCAAACCCAAAAAAACAAAAAAGAAGACUAAAGCAGUUUCAGAUGAUCAUGAAGACACUGAUGGUGAUGGUGUUCAUGAAAUAACAAGUCGAGACAGUCCAGUUUAUCCCAAAUGUUUGCUUGAUGAUAACCUUGUCCUGGGAGUUUAUAUUCACCGAACUGAUCGACUUAAAUCGGAUUUUAUGAUUUCUCACCCGAUGGUUAAAAUUCACGUGGUUGAUGCAAAUACUGGUCAAUAUGUCAAGAAAGAUGAUAGUGAACGACCUGUUUCAUCUUAUUAUGAGAAAGACAGUGUGGAUUACAUUCUUCCUAUUAUGACACAGCCAUAUGAUUUUAAACAGUUAAAAUCAAGACUUCCAGAAUGGGAAGAGCAAAUUAUAUUUAAUGAAAAUUUUCCCUAUUUGCUUCGUGAUUUUGAUGAGAGCCCUAAAGUUAUCCUGUUCUUCGAGAUUCUUGAUUUCUUAAGCAUGGAUGAAAUUAGGAAUAAUUCUGAGGUUCAAAAUCGAGAGUGUGGAUUUCGGAAAAUUGCCUGGGCGUUUCUCAAGCUUUUAGGAGCCAAUGGAAAUGUAAACAUCAAUUCAAAACUUCGCUUACAGCUGUAUCACCCACCUGCCAAGCCUCGCUCACAAACAAACGUUGUUGAGAUUUUUGAUUGGUGGUCAAAAUGUCCAAGAAAUCGUUAUCCAUCAACGUUAUACGUAACUAUAAGAGGAUUGAAAGUCCCAGAUUGUAUAAAGCCAUCUUACCGGUCUAUGAUGGCUCUUCAGGAGGAAAAGGGUAAACCAGUAUAUAGUGAGCGUCACUGUGAAUCAAGUCCAGUAGACUCAGAACCUGGAUUAGAAGAUUCAAAGGAAGUAGUCCGAUGGAAACGACUUCCUGGGCAGGCAUGCCGUAUCCCAAACAAACACCUCUUUUCACUGAAUGCAGGAGAACGGGGAUGCUUUUGUGUAGCUUUCUCCCAGAAUGGAAGAAUAUUAGCCGCAGCGUGUGCCAGCAGGGAUGGAUAUCCAAUUAUCUUGUAUGAAAUCCCUUCGGGACGAUUCAUGAGGGAAUUGUGUGGCCAUCUCAAUGUCAUUUAUGACCUUUGCUGGUCCAACGAUGACCGCUAUGUCCUUACUGCAUCGUCGGAUGGCACUGCCAGGAUAUGGAAAAAUGAAAUAAACAAUACCAGUACUUUCAGAGUUUUACCUCAUCCUUCCUUUGUUUACACGGCUAAAUUCCACCCAGUUGUAAAAGAACUGGUGGUUACAGGAUGCUACGAUUCUGUGAUACGAAUAUGGAAAGUUGAUACGAGAGAGAAUCCUGCUAUAUUGAUCCGACAGUUUGAUACUCACAAGAGUUUCAUCAACUCUAUCUGUUUUGAUACUGAAGGUCAUCACAUGUACUCUGGAGACUGCAUGGGGGUGAUUGUUGUUUGGAACACCUACGUCAAAGUGAAUGACCUGCAGCAUUCAGUGCGCCACUGGAGCGUAAAUAAGGAAAUUAAAGAAAGUGAGUUUAAAGGAAUUCCAAUAAGUUACUUGGAAGUUCAUCCCAAUGGAAAACGUUUGUUAAUCCAUACUAAAGAUAGUACUUUAAGAAUUAUGGAUCUCCGAAUAUUAGCAGCAAGAAAAUUUGUAGGGGCUGCAAAUUAUCGGGAGAAGAUUCAUAGUACACUGACGCCGUGUGGGACUUUUCUUUUUGCUGGAAGUGAGGAUGGUAUCGUGUAUGUUUGGAACACAGAGACGGGAGAACAAGUAGCAAUGUAUUCUGACCUUCCAUUCAAGUCACCCAUUCGAGACAUCUCCUAUCACCCACUUGAACAUAUGGUUGCGUUUUGUGCAUUUGGGCAGAAUGAGCCAAUUCUUCUUUAUAUUUAUGAUUUUCAUGUUGCCCAGCAGGAGGCAGAACUGUUCAAACAGUACAACGGAACGUCCCCAUUUCCUGGAAUACACCAAAGUCAGGCUGCUCUGUGCACUUGUCCCAAGCUGCCGCACCAAGGCUCUUUCCAGAUUGAUGAAUUCGUCCACACUGAAAACUCGUCACUGAAGAUGCAGCAAGUGAAACAGAGGCUUGAUUCCGUCACAGAGGUGAUACGAGCCUGUGCCGCAAAGGUCAACAAAAAUCUCUCGUUUACUUCAACAUCAGCCUCCUUACAACAGCCCAAGUUCACACAGGCCAAAACACUGCCUACUCAGGAGGUUCUGCGUCAGUUCGGUUUCCCUCAGACUGGGAUUAUCAGCCUAGAAAGACGGCCUUGUCACCAUCACGUAGAUACGGCACCAACAGUGGUGGCUCUUUAUGACUACACAGCGAAUCGAUCAGAUGAACUAACCAUCCAUCGCGGAGACAUUAUCCGAGUGUUUUUCAAAGAUAAUGAAGACUGGUGGUAUGGCAGCGUAGGGAAGGGACAGGAAGGUUAUUUUCCAGCUAAUCACGUGGCUAGUGAAACACUAUAUCAGGAACUGCCUCCAGAGAUAAAAGAACGAUCUCCUCCUUUAAGCCCCAAGGAGAAAACAAAAAUAGAAAAACCUUCUUCAGCUUCUCUAAAGGUAAAUGUUUUCAUGAAUAAGAAUUACAUAUGA
This is a messenger RNA of Chrysochloris asiatica (Cape golden mole), 3945 nucleotides long. It is a transcript of the gene AHI1, whose product is annotated as Abelson helper integration site 1. The transcript is spliced from 25 exons. Gene Ontology annotation, biological process: motile cilium assembly. Bases 1 to 3945 code for a protein of 1314 amino acids. Gene Ontology annotation, molecular function: protein binding. Gene Ontology annotation, cellular component: ciliary basal body. The record is from RefSeq and is a predicted model, not a curated record. Lineage: Eukaryota; Metazoa; Chordata; Mammalia; Afrosoricida; Chrysochloridae.